Molecule: messenger RNA, 1968 nt
Organism: Thelazia callipaeda (thelaziosis nematode)
Lineage: Eukaryota; Metazoa; Nematoda; Chromadorea; Rhabditida; Thelaziidae
Source: the annotation of a GenBank genome assembly
UUGUAUUGCAGGAAUGCUAGUUAUGUUUAUACCACGGAAUACCCAUCAUAUUACCAGUAUCAACCGGUGCACUCACCAACACAAACUUACGUUGUACAGCAAGAAGGUUCACCCGCAUCCGUAGAAGAAGAUGUUAGCGCCCAACUGGGUCAUACAGCACGUGCUUCACCUGCUACAUUUAUGUAUUUUUAUAACUUUAGGCAUUGUAAUGAUAAUAAACUUGAACCGGUGAAUGCAGCAUCAUUUGGAAAACUGAUUCGAUCAGUGUUUCAUGGUCUACGUACUCGUCGUCUGGGUACACGUGGAAAUUCUAAAUAUCACUACUACGGAAUUCGAAUCAAACCUGAUUCACCAUUAAGUCGUGGUGUUGGAACGGUAAUGACGCUGGGUGAAGAUUAUAAUCAUACUUCAUUGGUAUCAUCAACCCAUUCUGUCAGUCAUUUGCCAUCAAGAAGCUCAUCUCGGCGUUCUGCUUUAAAUUCUAAUUUAGUCAAUCGACGAACCAAUACAAAUGUAAUGGAAACAGGCGCUAUGUUCGGCCAUUUAUCCGCUAAUUCGGCAUCGAGUCCCUCGUUUACCUAUGAACAUGAUUUGGAUCGAGAAUCCCUUGGCAGUGGUGAGGUACCACAGGUUGCAAUACCUGAUAUGCAAGGCUUAGAAAGUUACUUAAGACCAUUGGGAUUAACGUUGCAGCAUGCAGUGCGUUUUAUUGAAUGUUACACCACCAAUUGCAGUGAAGUUUUGGAAUGCAUUAAACAACUGCAUUUUGAUAUGGUUGAAGAAUGCUGGACAACAUUUUGGCAACCAGAAAAUGAUCAAGAAGAUGUUGAAAAUGAUGAUUAUGCUAGUAAUGACAGGCCACUGAAAGCUCUUAGUCAGAUACAACUUUUCCGUUUGUGUACUGUCCCUCAAAUGCAGGCAUUUGUCCAGAAUAUGGAUUAUGCAUUUUAUCAGGUGAUUGCUGAAGUUCUCGUGCCAGAUGUAUUGAGCCCUCGUAUGUCAGGAACACUGACUUUGCAAAUUCGUAAUUUUGCAAAAACGUUGGAAAUGCAGCUGAAAAAAGCAAUGCAAGGAGCACCUGAUGUAAUUCAAAAGAAAAAGCUAAUCGUUGUUCGCACCCUGGCACAAGCUUUGAGACGGUAUACAUCACUGAAUCAUUUGGCUUCUGCUGCACGCGGUGUCUUACAAAAAACGGAUCAGAUUCAGCAAAUGUAUCAAGAUUUUAAUCGCGUCGAUAUAGCUAGCAUCCAGGAUCAGGCUGGCUGGGUCUGUGAUUGUGAUCCAAUAUUAGUUUCCAAUCUGCAAUCGGAUUUUCGAGAAAAUUUGCAAAAACAGAAAAGUUUAGAGCAGUGGGCAGAGUGGAUGGAAGCUGUUGUUGACCAGGUUUUGGCAAAUUAUCAUGAUAAACCAUAUGUUGUUUUGGCUGACGUUUCAAAGCAAUUUUUGAAAAAUUGGUCUUUUUACAGUUCCAUGAUUAUUCGAGAUCUAACACUUCGUUCCGCUCAGUCAUUUGGUUCUUUCCAUCUUAUUCGACUACUUUUUGAUGAAUAUUUAUUAUAUUUAGUGGAGCAACGACUUGCUAAAGCGUCAAAUAAACCAGUCAUUUACGUGAUGACACAGGUGCUAGAAAAUAUGUCUCUUAAUGAAGCAACAGAUCCAAACACAACAGGACGAGUUGAAAUUCUGGGUUCACAAUCAAUUAUAACGACAAAUGGAAUAAGCCUUCUUGAAGAAACUGAUAGUACUAAUUAUUUUGGUUCCCUUGAAGCUCAACCAGGUGUGAAUAUUGUUUACAUGGAUGAAAGUUCCGGUCAAACACAAGCUAUACAUUAUGUAGAUAUGCGAGCUUCAAAUGGAUCAGCACACAUGGAUGCUUUGGAACAAAUUGUUCAAAGAAGUGAAAUGACAUUGGAUGAUGUGAAAAGUGGUCUUGUUGAAGAAAGAAACAAAGAUCUGGAUUUAAUUUAA